This is a messenger RNA of Neurospora crassa OR74A, 2827 nucleotides long. RefSeq lists its product as hypothetical. The coding region runs from base 1 to 2649 and encodes 882 amino acids. The transcript is spliced from 2 exons. Lineage: Eukaryota; Fungi; Ascomycota; Sordariomycetes; Sordariales; Sordariaceae. The record is from RefSeq and is a predicted model, not a curated record. Gene Ontology annotation, cellular component: nucleus. Gene Ontology annotation, molecular function: DNA binding; zinc ion binding. Gene Ontology annotation, biological process: DNA-templated transcription.
AUGCCGGACUCGCAAGAUUCCAGCCACAAGGACCGUCAUCAACAUGCUGCUCCUAGUCCUCGUGCCAACCAGACAAAGGCUACAAAGUCUCCCAGUAAAAGUCCUCCUCAGACGCCCUCCAUCGAGGUGGUCCCGCCCUUCCACACAUAUACUCCUUCCGAGAGCUGCUCCACCUCAAGCAGCUGGGAGACACCCGAGCGAAUGCUCAGCAUCGACCGGGCACUCUCCCCCUUCUCCCGGCAGCCAUCGCCACUACCAAGUCCGCGAAGCCCUCGUUUCCAAACAUCAUCAGCCAGCAAAACCCGCAUGAUCGGGCUUAGCCACUGGAUGGCUCCCUGCAACGAAAUGGACGUCGUCCGCGCCAUGCUCGACCACUCCGAGCCCUUCAAUCCGUGUCGCAAAGCCUUCCGUGAGCUCAAGACCAUGCUCCGCUUGCACAACUCUGUCCCCCCGUCUCUCCCGACUCUGACGAGCGACACCGACCUCAAACUCCUCCUCCCUGUCCGGCCCAUCUGUAAACGGUGGUGCGCCCAAUACCAAGCCACGUACGGCCGCAUCUACUCGAUCCUCGACCCCAAAGCCCUUGGCACAGACGUGGACCGUAUCUACACCGGCACCCUCUCCCACCCUGUUCACGUCUCCAAGGUUCUGCUAGCCAUCGCCAUCGCCAUGCAACCCUCCUCUUCCUCCGACCGCCUGUACGGUAGGACCUUAGCCCGCCAAGUCGAGAUCUUCCUCCACUCUUCCAGUCGGUUCCAAAAACCCUGCAUCGGCGUCGUACAGGUGCAUCUCCUCUUAAUUGUCCUGAAAACCAUCUCCGCCUCGGACACGGACAAGUUCUAUGACUUGAUGGGUCUGCACGGCAUCACGACGCAGAUCGUGUUGAACAUGGGUCUGCAUCGGGAUCCUGCGCUGUUUGCGGAUGUCAGUCCUUACCACGCGGAGGUGAGAAAGAGGCUAUGGGCGACCUUUGUGAGGUUGAAUCUGGAUUAUUGCGUGAGGAGCGGGACACACUUCACCCUCCGUCUGGAAGAAAGCGACUGUCCCCUGCCAACUACCGCCGGUCUUCGAGCCCCGACAGACUCGACUACCACCAUACUUGGACGCGAACCGGAUGAGCAGGCUAGGACAGAUUUGGACUUUGGAAUCGCAGCCGCGCGAUUAGCCAACGUCAUUGGACCCAUGCAACAAGCCCUUUACUCGUCCAAAGCCGGGGAAGCCUCGGACCCAUGCCAGUUGCAGAACGAACUCAGGGCGGCGUACGAGGACAUCAUUGCUUCCCUCCCGGUGGCAGAGCUUCAACGUGGCCCUGGCUCUGGCUCACCUCGGCUAAGCUCAACAGACCCCAUGCAAUCCCUCCAGCAGUCUAUCCUCUCCAUCACCUUCCACAGCUUCCUCUCCAUCAUCAACCUGGCUUCCACCCUCGGCUGCCCGCCUCACAGCACGCAGCGGCCGUCGCUAAUAGAGAUAUGGGACUACUCCACCUCUGUCUUUCACGAGUUUCGAUCCCUCUGCCAGUCAUCAUCCCCAGUCCCAGCAGCAGACAUAGCAUGCCACCUCCUCUGGACAGACGCCUGUCGUGCCGUGCUAGCAGCUUGCUGGGCCGUCUCCCGACUAAGGGAACUCAAUUUCUCCAUCUCCCCUCACCCGCAGCAAAGCACGACAAUGGUCCACAUGCACGUGUUCCAGCAGAUCCUGACGGAUGCAUUGGGGUUCUUGUCAGGGAUGUGGAAAGGCAAGUUUCAUUUAGGACCGGUGGCAGCCAAGACCAGUCUCAUUCUGGCUGUUACUCUCAAUGUAACGCUUGCUGCACAACAACAAAACAGCAGCAGCAGCAGUAACUUGGAUGUAGCACCAGCACUGAUGGAAGUGGGCGUCGUCACUGCUGAGAUGCUCAUUGGGGAGUUUACUGCCGCUUUGCAACAGCAGCAGCAACAGCAGCAACAGCAACAGAGCCGACAGCCUACCAGCUGUAAGCUUCCGGAUCUCAGCAGCCUGGGUAUCAUGACCUCUGUUUACUCCCCCAGUGUCAUCUCCGGUACCUCACUCUCCAUGUCCCCCCUCUCCGAUGCAGACAUGGAGGAGGAGUCCACCAUAUCCAUGUCCAUGCCAGUAACAAUGGCAGGGACAGGGACGGGUACCAGUAUCUAUGCCUCAUGGCCUCCUCCCUGUCAUCCAGCGCCCACUUCCUCCUCCUCCUCCUCCUGCUGCACCUCCUCCUCCUCCACCAACACCCUUCUCGUCGUCCCGCCAACAAACUCAUCGGGAGCGAGUUCGUUGGUGAGCACCCCGUCAUUGACUACCUCUACGCAUGAGUACGACGAGUAUGAGUACGAGUACUUUGAUUUGCACCAGUUCUCGGCGGCGGCACCAGAAGCGACUGCCCCUGGUUUCAGUUGUAUUGAAUUGCCGCUGGACGGCCAUCAUCACGGGUACGACGAUUUUCAUAUCAUCAACAAUGGGACAGCAGGGGCGAGCAUACAGCAUCAGCAGCAGCAGCAGCAGCAGCAGCAGACGCAGAAGGGGAUGCAGCACGAGGGGGGAUUGGGAAUCUAUCCUAGCUUGAACCUUGACGCUUAUCAGCAGGGGAUGGUGGGUAGUAGGAUGGGUUUGAAUGGGAUGGAUGAUGGGAUGAGUUUGUGGCAAUGAGGCAGUCAGUUUGGUGAGCUACGAGAUCAGCAUUGGGGUUUUAGUCACCUCUAGAGAAGAAGGGGGAAGAAUGCACUGUAAAAAGAGGAAGGUAGAAUGGAAGUUUUGUAAGAUCUGUACCUACCUAGCUGUGUUUUAUUUGAUUUGUUAGUGUGUUCGAAUCAAGCAAGGAGUUAAC